This is a messenger RNA of Colossoma macropomum (tambaqui), 4821 nucleotides long. RefSeq names its product BRF1 RNA polymerase III transcription initiation factor subunit b (gene brf1b). The transcript has 19 exons. Gene Ontology annotation, molecular function: RNA polymerase III general transcription initiation factor activity; RNA polymerase III type 3 promoter sequence-specific DNA binding; TBP-class protein binding. The coding region runs from base 515 to 2584 and encodes 689 amino acids. The record is from RefSeq and is a predicted model, not a curated record. Gene Ontology annotation, cellular component: nucleus; transcription preinitiation complex; transcription factor TFIIIB complex. Lineage: Eukaryota; Metazoa; Chordata; Actinopteri; Characiformes; Serrasalmidae. Gene Ontology annotation, biological process: transcription preinitiation complex assembly; DNA-templated transcription initiation; transcription by RNA polymerase III.
CCUAACCAAGAAACUUUUUUGGCAAGGGCGCGUUUUAAAACUGAGAGCAGCACUAGCAAUGGUACGCGCCACUAUAGGAGAAUGUGACCGCGGUAAUUCAUUAAAUCGACCACUUAAGGAAACAGAUGUAGAAAAUAAAUAAUAAUGUAAAAUUUAUUGUGUUUUUUUAAGGAAGGAAUACCGGCAUAUCAUGGUAGGAUACCGCAAAGUAAUUGAAAAAAGCAUUGUAUUGUCACAUACACCCCUCUCGGUGCAAAUGUUUGGACCCAUUUCGUCAACAUUAUCUUUGAAGCAGUUGAGCGUCACAGCACUGCCGACUGUCAGUGCUGAAUGGAAAUAUCAGCGAUACUGACUUAUUUCAGUCAUAAUUUGCACAAGAUGCAGUGAAUUUUCGGUAGCAUUGAUAUUGUGCUUUUGAAUAAGAGUCUCUCGGAGACAGCUUUUGUAAUUUGAACAGAACAGAGUCUUUGCUUACUUCCGUGGCCGGUGUGCCUGCAUCAUCACUCCCGUCAGGAUGAGUUCUCGGCAGUGUAAGAACUGUGGUGGAGCAGACAUCGACACUGACCAGGCCAGAGGUAGCGCUGUAUGUACGGCCUGUGGGUCUGUGUUGGAGGACAACAUUAUAGUGUCCGAGGUCCAGUUUGUGGAAAACAGCGGAGGAGGCGCCUCGGCCAUCGGCCAGUUUGUUUCUGCAGAUGGUCCUGCAAAGGCCCCAGUCCUGGGCAGCGGCUUCCAUACAAGCCUCGGAAAGGAGUCACGGGCUCAGACGCUUCAGAAUGGGAAACGGCAAAUACACAGUCUGGGGAGCCAGCUGCAACUAAACCAGCACUGCCUGGACACGGCCUUCAACUUCUUCAAGAUGGUGGUGAGCAAGCACCUGACAAGAGGACGCAAGAUGACCCAUGUCAUAGCCGCUUGCCUCUAUCUGGUCUGCCGGACGGAAGGCACACCCCACAUGCUCCUGGACCUGAGUGAUCUCUUACAGGUGAAUGUUUAUAUCCUGGGCAAAACUUUCCUGCUGUUGGCCAGAGAGCUCUGCAUCAACGCUCCUGCUGUUGAUCCAUGUCUGUAUAUUCCACGCUUUGCCCACAUGUUGGAGUUUGGAGAAAAGACCCAUGAGGUGUCCAUGACUGCUCUAAGGCUGCUGCAGAGGAUGAAGAGGGAUUGGAUGCACACAGGACGCCGGCCGUCCGGACUGUGUGGUGCAGCUCUGUUGGUGGCGGCCCGCAUGCAUGAGUUCCGCCGCACGGUGAAGGAAGUAAUACGUGUGGUGAAGGUGUGUGAGGCCACUCUGAGGAAAAGGCUGACAGAAUUUGAGGACACACCCACCAGUCAUCUCACUAUUGAUGAGUUCAUGCGAGUGGACCUGGAGGCAGAGUGUGAUCCCCCUUCUUUUGUUGCUGGUCAGAAGAAGUUAAAGAUGCAGCAGCUGGAAAAAGAGCUGACCAAGAAGCUUGAUGAAUAUCAAGGCGAGAUCAGCUCAUAUCGGGAUGAGAUCGAGACAGAGCUGGAGAACAGCAGGCCCAAACUGAAAGGGAUUUACGCUGCCUACACUAGAGAAGACACACAUGAUGACAGCCUGUCUUUGGCCUCGGAGUUUGCUGGAGAUGAAGAUCUGGAGGAUGAGGACAUGGAGGCUGCAGCCCAGCACCUCAACCAGGACUUCAUCCAGCAGAUGCUUCCCGAGCUGGAGCAGGGGCCUCACAGUGGGACAGAGGCACAAGAGCAGGGUAAAGAACCAGCCGAGCCCUCAACACACGUGCCCCUUACUGUCCUACUGGGACCCCUGCCCAGUGCUGCCAGCCUAGGCCUCACAGAUUCCAUCCGCCAUUGCAUAACAGAGGACAGAGAAGGAGACGAGAAGUCUGAUAGCGGCGAGCUUGAUCUGGAAGGCAUUGAUGAGGACGAGAUCGAAAAGUACAUUCUAAAUGAGAAGGAGGUGCAAGCUAAGACAGAGCUGUGGAUGAAGCAGAAUGAGGAGUAUCUGAGGGAGCAGAAAGAAAAAGAGGAGAGAAUAGCUAAAGAGAAGGAGCAAGGAAUUUAUAAAGAGAAACCCAAGAAGCCGUCCAAGAGGCGAGAGCCCAUUCGAGCCAGCACUGCUGGAGAGGCUAUAGAAAAGAUGCUGGAGCAGAAGAAGAUUUCAAGUAAAAUCAAUUAUGAUGUGCUGCGAGAUCUCAACAGCAAAGGCAGCAGCCCGGCUCAUCAAGCGGAGGAUGUUCCCUGUAGCGGCACCGGGCGAAAGAAGCUCACCCGUCGCAAGAAGCAACCCAACAAAAGCAAUCUCGGCCUGGCCAAGCCUGCUAGUCUCAUGGGGAAAAGGCUCCGCCCACUAAUAUCAUCCAGUCCCAAGAAGAAGAGAGCAGCGGUCCAGGUUAUGCCUAACCCAGUGAUGCUGCCUUUAGCAACCCCUGAGCCCCCUCCUGCACCUACCCCUCCUCCAGUGGUGGAAAGCGGCCCUGUUACAUAUGAGGAGCCCACUGAGGAAGAGGAGGAGGAAGAGGCAGAGGAGCCCUGUGUCAGCGCCAUGGAGCUUAUGGGAGGCAGCGAAUAUGGCUGUGAGGCUGAAGAGGAAGAAGUUUUCUAGUCUGCACUAUUUUUCCCCUUCUUCAGCGAGCGAUGCUUUUCAUCAGCCCCAGAACCCUUCCUUCCUCCCCAUGGAGACAGGAGAACAAGGUUUAGACAUGUGUGCUAUUGUUGUUACCAUGGAAUAUUCCUGUAUCCCUACUUCUUAUGCACCGGAGGACUUGUUCAGCUUCUGCAGCAUCUGGCAGAGUGGAGGGACAUUUUGGGGUUGAACGCAACACUUGAGCAAGACAUGACUUUAAACUGUGUUUUGGACCAUUAGCCUCACGUUAAUCCAGCAGCUGCGCAUUGCUGUAGUCACUUUCGGAAGGGAUGUUUAUCAGACCAUGCCCAUGCCUAAGAGGAAACCUAAUAAGCCGUUAAGCAUCCUGUUAUGUCAGUGAUAUAGCUGGAGACUAAGCUAAAGCAGACACGCAUUCAUUAAUGAAGUAUACACCUCUGUCUCUCUCAGGGGGGAUGGGGAUUGUUCUCUCUCUGGAUGAUUUGUACUGCAUCCACAUUUGGUUUUAAGGUCAUUCACUUUCUAUUUAUCAGUCGACAAUACAGAAGUUUUGAUGCUCUCUUUUACAGACCAGCAGUUGUGAUGUGGAAAGGUGUUGGCAUGUUGAGGUAAAAUUGAGAACAGAGAAAUAUCUUUUUCUCCCUUUAGUUAAUUACAGUUAGCCUAGCUGCACUACUGCAGAAGUCUCAGUCACGUCUGUGGCACAUAAAGAUAUUCAUGUUUCAUAGUAGCAAAGAUAAAUUACAGUAGUAAGAACUAUACUAAGUGAGAAGUUUGUUAGGUACACCUACCUUGUACCUACCCUCAUUGACCAUUUUAUCUGGUACAUCUUCUAAUUGCUGACUAAAAUACCCAGUAGGUUGUUAGGCUGAACACUGAGAUGUAACUUUAGUAACUUUUGUACGGCAUUAAAUCUUUUCAGUGUCAGCUUUUAACAUUCACAGUUCUAUGUGUGAGACGUUGACCAUGUGACAAUCUACUGUCAACUAUUUUCAUCACACCAGGCCCAGAGGAGCUGCUAUGUGCUUACACAUACACAUCUAUCUAUGUACAGUGCAGCUAUGUUUUUACUAUUUUGCACAAUACAAAUACUUCAGAUUUUACCAUACAGUAGUUCUGGUGUUCUCUGUUUCAGAACCCAGCAGUUGUUCCAGAAGCACUGGAGGGUUUGCUAAUAGGUGACAAAUAUUUUGACCAAAAAUGUGAAUAGUUGUAUUUUUUUGGUGCUGUUUUUGUGUGGUAUCUUUUUAAAUGUUAUUUUAGGUUUUUAAACUGUAGAAUAUUCUCACAUAACAUAAUCAUAUGCAUAUGCGUAUAAAUGUAAAUAUGUGUUGUUACAUAGCCUUUUCAUAUUUCACUUGCUUCAUUUUGUUGAAGGUAUACUAUUUUUACUGAUAUACACUGAUACAGUGUAAGAUGCCAUUCUGAUUGUGUUUUAUAUGUUUGUUCAUUAUGUUUAAACAUUUUCUCCAGAUCAAUGUUAAAUUUCAGUGAAAUUUAACAGACUCUUUAAUGAACAGCUGGUAACCUGAGUACAUUCCUGUGUAAUUAAAAUGACUGAAGAAAAAAAACUAAUUGGUAAAUAUUCACCCACCUGUCAGUUUUUAAUGGUGUAUAGAUAUGUAGAUCGCCUGUAGCUCAUUAUUAUUUUCUAUUUGUUAAAAUAUUCAUUAUGUUCAAUACAGUGCUGGAUGAUAUUGUCUUCAUUUUCCCUCUAGAAAUCAUUCUAUCAUCCAAGCAUGUCAGUGUUCAAGUGAACUGUUGUAACAUGUACAGAUUCUUUGUUAUACAUGAGCUGUGGCCCGUAUUAUGACCGUUGCCUGUGCUCGUCUCUCAUUUCUUCAUCAGAAAGACGCACAACCACCGAAAAAUCUCUUGGCGAGUAACACGAGAUGAGCCACAGACCCUCAGGUGUGUGUAUAUGUAUGCGUGUUUGUGUGUGAGAGAGCAGCAGAUGGCCAGCCCUCUGUUCUCCACAUGCCUCACACGUCUCCUUGCCAUAUCACCAUCAGCUCUCGUCACCAGAUUGCUUCAUCAGUCACAUGAACACAUUGAGCCUUAGACCUCCAUUCAGUAAUGCAGCAUUUCCAUUCCAUUAUCAGGAUGGAGGUUCAUCCUGUGAAUCAGUUUGUGCACCUGAGACCCGAGGAACAAAGACCGAACAUCUUGAAGAUGAACUCGAUGAGUAAUGAAGUAGCAAAUCUGUUAUUUCCUCUCUUAUAAUUGAGUUCAAAUGC